AGAAGCUGUGAAACUAAAAAACUCUCAUCAGCUUCAUUUUCAACUUGAUACCGGAGCAUGGAAGUCGUCGGCGUGCACGGAUACAGCUCUACGCCGGCUUAAGAAGUUGGACAUGCAGAAAUUUUGAAUGCCAUGACUCUUGACUUUAGACAAGGCGUGCAGUGCUUCAGAAACAAACAAAAAAAGGCUGACUUGGUCUUUUUGUCCUCGGAGGGUGUUUAAUCCGAUCAACAUGUGGCACUUAAAGAAUAUGCACCUUUAGUCUGGAGGAAUACUGAUCCCAUGGGUGCUGCUUAUUAUUCACGGUAAUGGAAUGAAGACACUAUCUUGAUAUGAUGGAUGAUAGAUCCAGUAAGCUCAUCUUGGUUCCUAUUUUAGCUGUUCUUUUUGUUAUGAUAGGUUACCAGUACAUAUGUCCCGCUGGCAGCAAUUCGUGCCACUUUAAGUCUGGGGAGAAAUUAAGAGGGGUGAGCCUGCUUUCAACCCCGUACCAGGACAGCGAUGAUUUCUACAGAGAUCAAGACCUGGAGGAUGACAGCCCUGCUAAAGUACCGUCCAAAUUCAACUUCACCGAAAGAGACCUCGACAGACACGUGGAGUUCAAUAUCAAAGGGGACGACGUGAUAGUGUUUCUGCACAUCCAGAAGACCGGAGGGACCACUUUCGGGAGACACUUGGUGAGGAAUAUUCGCUUGGAGCAACCGUGCGACUGCAAGCCCGGGCAGAAGAAGUGCACAUGUCACCGACCAGGGAAAGAGGAGUCCUGGCUCUUCUCCCGGUUCUCCACUGGCUGGAGCUGCGGACUGCAUGCAGACUGGACCGAGCUUACGAACUGUGUGCCCGUCAUAAUGGAUAAGAAGGAAGCCCAGAGGAAUAAAAGGAACUUCUAUUACAUCACCAUGCUGCGUGACCCAGUCUCCCGCUACCUGAGCGAGUGGAAGCACGUCCAGCGUGGAGCCACAUGGAAGACCGCCCUCCAUAUGUGUGAUGGACGUUCGCCCACCCAGGACGAGCUUCCCACCUGCUACAAUGGGGAUGACUGGUCCGGUGUCACCCUGACUGAGUUCAUGAAUUGCCCAUCUAACUUGGCCAACAACCGUCAGGUGCGCAUGCUGGCUGACCUGAGCCUGGUGGGCUGCUACAACCUGUCCUCCAUGAAUGAGAGCCAGAGGAACCACAUCCUUCUGAGCAGCGCCAUGAGCAACCUGAAGAACAUGGCUUUCUACGGCCUGACUGAGUUUCAACGGAAGACGCAGUACCUGUUUGAGCGGACGUUCAGCCUGCGCUUCAUCGCCGCUUUCACGCAAAUCAACAGCACGCGGGCCGCCAACGUGGACCUGAGCGAGCUUGUGCGCAGACGCAUCGAGGAGCUCAACUUCCUGGACGUGCAGUUGUACGAGUACGCCAAGGACCUGUUCCUCCAGCGAUUCCAGUUCACCCGCCAGAGGGAGCACCAGGAGGUGCGCUUGAAGAGGCGCGAAGAGAGGCGUUGGCUGAGGGAGCAAAAAGAGCAGGGCAGGCCAUGGCCGCCCAAACACAGAGGGGGAGGAAAUAAAGGUGGGAGAGGUGGAGCGGGGCUGGAGAAAGGGACUGACAGUGACUUCCCCACCACCACUGAGGACUACACAAGCCAAGUGGUCCGUUGGUGAGGCUUUGGUCUUAAGAGAGAGGAGCAAGAGAGAGAUUCCUCAUGGACUACUUUAAACGUUUCCUUUCGACUCUCUCGCACAUGCUACGUCUCUCUCUUUUCGUCUCACCAUUAGUCUCCUGCAUCUGUCUGUUUCUCAGCUUCAGUGUGAUCCGAGUGCUCUGCUGUUUCUUUACGAAAACUGCCAAGUCUGUGAGUCUCACAGCAGCUCUGCCUUGGGGCCCUUUGGUGUCUUAAAUCUUUAAAUGCUGUUUAUAUAUUUCAUUGAAUUUUUUUUUUGCCUUGUUUAUUUAUCAUGUGUUGAAUAAGAAUAAGUAAACUGAGGUGAAAGAAAGAUAUAAAAAAAAACAAUCAAAAGAAACUGCCAUGCACUGCGCUGAUUUUUAAUUUUUGAAUUUCACUGCAAAAUUGAUGAUUGUCAUUGUCUUUGUUGCAGCUGGUAGAACACUUUCUCCAUUUUAAAGACGUAGUCAUAGAAGAAUCGAUGGUUGCAUGUCACACGUUGUACUGACAAUUGAGGAGAGUGAUUUCCAAAAGAUCCACAGCGCUAUAAGCCAAGGUUAAUAAAAAACAUUUUAU
Larimichthys crocea (large yellow croaker) is the source of this 2227-nucleotide messenger RNA. RefSeq names its product heparan sulfate 6-O-sulfotransferase 3b (gene hs6st3b). The record is from RefSeq and is a predicted model, not a curated record. Gene Ontology annotation, cellular component: membrane. Bases 333 to 1649 code for a protein of 438 amino acids. Gene Ontology annotation, molecular function: heparan sulfate 6-sulfotransferase activity. NCBI's taxonomy places the organism in Eukaryota, Metazoa, Chordata, Actinopteri, Sciaenidae. The transcript is spliced from 2 exons.